This is a messenger RNA of Drosophila miranda, 616 nucleotides long. RefSeq lists its product as uncharacterized. Lineage: Eukaryota; Metazoa; Arthropoda; Insecta; Diptera; Drosophilidae. The transcript has 4 exons. The record is from RefSeq and is a predicted model, not a curated record. Gene Ontology annotation, cellular component: lysosomal membrane. Bases 142 to 570 code for a protein of 142 amino acids.
GUAUAUUUUUAUCACACUGCUGCGCAGUUAAUUAAAAAGAUAGAUUUCGAAUUCAGUGCAAGUUGCAUUAACAACUAGAUUAGAUUUAUACAUCUAACACUCCAAAGCUUGUGGCACCCACCUCUGUCUGCGGGGCGUGAAAUGUUAAGGAUUCACGUCAAAAUGGGUCCGCAACGUAGUCAUCAUCCCAGCAACAACAACAACAGCAAUGGCACCGCCACCAGCAGCAAUGGCAAUCGCCAGCAGAAGGAGUUUACGUGCUGUUUUGGUCUGCAUGUCCAUACGGCCACCCUGAUGAUUGGAUUGUGGCAUUUGUUCCUCAACAUUUUGGCCCUGAGCGUUCUGGCGGUCAUCUGGCGCAACCCCGAGAUGAUGGACGAGUUGGAAAGCGGCAGCAUUGACUACACUGUGGAUCUCAAUGCACCGGCCUUGCCGACGCCCCUGAGCAAAGUGGACCCGCCCUACGCCUACCGCGACCAUUCCCUCAACUAUCGUAAGCGUGAGCAGAACUUUGACAUGGGCGGACUGGUGUGCACCUGCAUGAUAGCCAUAACACUGAUGAUGAUCUAAGGAACCAUCAAGGGGAAACCGUCGCAUCUGUCUGCAGCUGUUUGAC